Molecule: messenger RNA, 2625 nt
Organism: Cavenderia fasciculata
Lineage: Eukaryota; Evosea; Eumycetozoa; Acytosteliales; Cavenderiaceae
Exons: 7
Coding region: 1-2625 (874 amino acids)
Biological process (GO): protein import into nucleus
Cellular component (GO): cytoplasm; nucleus
Molecular function (GO): nuclear import signal receptor activity
Source: RefSeq, a predicted model, not a curated record
AUGGAGGAACCAGAUCAAGAAUUUAAAGAGAUAAUUGAUAUAUUAGCAACUGAUCAACAUUCAAAGAAAAAGAAGAAAUUUGAUGAUGAUGAUAAUAACCGAGACAAUAAUGGUUGUCAGAAGAAGAGGAAAGAUGCAAAACAACGAUACAAAGAGUAUAUACAAUCAGAGCCUGAGACUGUGGUAUCAUGGUUACUUUAUUUAAUGGUAAAUGAUACUUGUACAAAUAUUAAAGAGAAAUCGGUACAAUUACUUGAUAAAUUAUUAGAUAACGAGUUUGUUGAAUCAUUGACAGAUGAAUUCAUACUGGAUGAUGUAAAGUUGGAAUCAAUUAAUUUGUUAAGGACAACUCUUUCAGAUACAUUUAGACAACACUUGUUUCAUAUGAUUGAAACACUUGCUAUUUAUUUAAUACCUAGAGGUCAUUGGGAUGAAUGGGAAUCAUCAUUGGAGAUGAUGAUUAAAAACGGAGAAGAUGGAUCACCAAUAUUGGAUAAUACAAGAUUAUUAAUUGGAAUAUUAUCAAAUUAUGACUUUGAAAAAGAGAAACAAAAGGUAUUGAUAGAUCUAAUCAACUCUUCUGGUUUUGAAAAGGACUUGUCAGAUAAACAGUAUAGAUCAUUCAUGCCAAUGUUGUUAUCAUUGCUAUCACAGAUCGACGACACGACUGAUGAUGGAGUUUUAUCGAUUGGUAUUAUUGUAACUAACCUGACUUGUACCAUUGAAAUGGCAAACAGACGUGAUAAAAUGUUUGAUUAUGGUGUUCAAGAAUGGAAGGAAGAAUUUAGUCGACAAAUCAUUGACACCUUGAUCGACGUAUUGGACAGACAUUGUGAAAAAGGUUUCAAAGAAGGAAACACUAAAAGUGGUAUCGUGGAAUGUUUGGAAAAGAUUUCUCUCAAACACUAUACAGAUUUACAAGUUGAUAGUAUAACUGUGCAUUUGGUCAAAUGGAUCAUCAAACUAAAUGAUAUUGUACUCAAAGAGUGGAUCAAUAUUGAUUCAAAGAUUGACAAUGGAAAAAACCUUUACCACUUUAACUAUGAUCAAGUACGAGGGAAUGACAUUCUCAAAGAGUUUGAAUCCACCAUCCACAAAUCAAAAGAUCAACUGUCAGUAGCUGUUUCAAUUAUUGGUAGGUUCGUAGGUUCAUUUGAAAAACGUGCUGCAGAACCAAUUUUCAACCAAUUCAACAUCUUUUUAAAUUCAAAACCAUGGAAAAUUAGAUUUAUAGCAUUGAUGUGUUUAUCUAAAUUUUGUAAUCCUCAAAAUAUUAUUAAACAAUUUGUUUUAAAAUCAGCAUUAAAAUUAACAGAUGACGAAAAUAUCAGAGUUAGAUGGGCAUCAUUACAAUGUUUAAUUCGAUUAUUAGAGUUUAGAGAAUUGAUAAUUGAUUCAAGAGAUGAAAUAUUCCAAGUGAUUGAAAAAUCAAUUCGUAAUCCAAUGGAGCGUAUAAGAAAUCGUUCCAAUGUAUUGAUUCAAUUCAUGAUUGAUAUAUUGCCAAAAGAAAUGAUGGUUGGUGACAUUUUAAGAAUAUUAUGUCAAUCAUUUGAAAUAUUACUUCAAUCACCAAAUUUAGAUGUCGUUGAAAGUGCGCUCUCAUCAAUAAUGGGACUUGUAGAACCAGUUCAAACUGGACAAGAUAGAUUUAAACCUUAUUUUGGAGAUCUUAUUAAAACUAUAUUAUCAUUUUUGGAAAAACAAAAUGCAACAAAAGGAUCAAAAGUAGUACGUAAUCUUGCAAUCAGAGCAUUUUCAAUUUGUGGUCAAAUAAUGGGCAAGAAGACAUUUUCAAAGGAUUUAAACAGGUUUAUGGUGUAUAUCAAAAAGAAUCAAAAGUCGUUUGAUUUGAUAGACUAUGUUUUCAAAAUAUCUGAUCAAUUUAUUAAAACCAUUGGUAAUGAAUCGUUUGGAGUGUAUAUACCAAUGAUUACUAGAAUGAUUAUCUUAGAGUUAGAGAUACCAUUACCAAAUCGAAAUGAAGAAUUGACUUCAUCAUCACGACAGGUUAUCAAAAGAGUCCUUUCAACAGUCGAGAAUGCAAUACUAAAGUCAUGCUUAAUCGAACAUGACGUUUUCAUCUUGUUGAAAGCUAUCACCACUGGAACCAAAGUCAUAGAAGCAGCUGGUAAUGGCGCAAUGACAUUGGAUCAAAUGGUUGUAUGGACCGCUUCAAUUGCACUGGGCGCAGCAGCACAACUUGGAAAAGAUAGGUUCUUACCAUGGGCCACGCAGGUAUUACAGGUCUUUAGCACAAGUGUCUCUGUAUACUCUGAUCAACACUUUAAUCGGUACGCAUGUCAAACUGCCAUAUCUGGUAUCGGUAAAAUCAUCAGAUACGUGCCACUGAACAUGGUGGCCAGCAAUUUAAGUGACAUCAUUCCAAAAUGGUUAAACCUGCUACCCAUCAAAGACGCUGAAGAGAGUGUCAAUGUUAUUGAUAACCUCUGUUCCAUUAUCCGUUUCUACCCCAACGAAUGUCUAGGUAAAGAAUAUCAACAUGCUGACAAACUACACAAAAUCAUCAAUUAUUAUAUGAUUUCCCAACUACAGCCUCAACAAAAAGAAUUACUCACUUCAACCUUUUCAUUGAUCAAUGAAGCAAUAAUCAUAUCAAAUUUUUAA